Theileria annulata is the source of this 1998-nucleotide messenger RNA. RefSeq lists its product as uncharacterized. NCBI's taxonomy places the organism in Eukaryota, Apicomplexa, Aconoidasida, Piroplasmida, Theileriidae. The record is from RefSeq and is a predicted model, not a curated record. Gene Ontology annotation, cellular component: nucleoplasm. Gene Ontology annotation, biological process: negative regulation of transcription by RNA polymerase II. Gene Ontology annotation, molecular function: transcription corepressor activity; histone deacetylase binding. Bases 1 to 1998 code for a protein of 665 amino acids. The transcript has a single exon.
AUGAAUCAAAGAGGUUUGAAAAAGAACCUGAAUCAUCACAGAGAUACAGAUCCUAAUGUUAAUAACAAUCAUUCAUUUGAUUUAAAAAGAAAGAAACAAAAAUUUACCAAUAGUACCAAACAGAGAAAUCACAUCAAUAAUAAUGAUUUUAGUAUAGAAUUGAAGUGCGAAGUGGAAGAACAAGAUUGUGACAGUUUACAUUUAGAUUCUGAAAUUGAAAUCAAUUCUAAUGUAAAAGAAUCCAAAGGUCAGUUAAAAUCGAAAUCUCAAUUGAAUAAAUUGGAAGAUAAGUUAAAAUUCAAUGGUAAGUUAAGACUGGAAGAUAAAUUAAAGUUGGAAGAGAAGUUAAAAUUGAAAUGUAAGAAUUCAAGUAAAGAAGUUAAAAUAAAUGAUAUUGACACUAAGGGUGAUUUAAAUAAUUGCCUAAAUGGCAAAGAUUCAUUUGAAAACGCUUGUAAUCAUUCACCGACUCGUGAUAGCCAAGAGAAAAUUCCUGUUGAUCUGUUUAGUGUGCCUCAUGAUAAGACAAUUUUAAACAGUUUUGAAAGAAAAUUAAAGAGUUUAAAUGUACCAAUCACAAAAGACAAUGAACACACUAAUACAAAUAAUAUACACAAUGAUGUAGAUACUACUAAUAAUGUACACAAUGUAGAUACUACAAAUAACCUAAAUGAUGUAGACAUUGAAAAAAAUGGAGAUAAUGUAAAUAAUCACGUUGUGGAUGAAAAUGUAGAAAUAAAACCGCGUAAAAGAGGAAGAAAGCCCAAGAUAAAGAGAAAUAUAUCUAAAUAUAAAUUAAAUGAUGUUAAGAAAAUUGUUUCCGACACAAAUGGAACGAAACCAAACGAAGAUGAACAGCUUGAAGAGAAUUUGUCUAAUCCAAAUGAGUCAAUUGAGUACAAAAAUCAAAAGAUCAAAAAUGAGAUGGAUAACCAUAGGAAAAAGAGAACAUAUAAAAAAAGACCAAAGUUAGGAGAAGCGAUUAAUUUAUUUAACAAGGUGACGAGGAGGUCUGAAAGUAUAUACGAAAUGCAACUUCGAAUGGCAAUUGAGAUGUCAAUGAAAGAUUGUAAAUCAUACGAGUUUCAAGAAGAUUACAAACCAUUGGACAUUGAAAAGGUGGAAGAUACAGAGGGAAAUGAUGACAAAGAUAGUGAAUAUGAGGAAUCGAAACCAAAGAAGAAGAAAAAGAUUGUAAAAAAGGUAAAAAACGGAAACCUGAAAGUAUCAAAGAAGAGAAGUAAAAAGUCAGAAAGUACAGAAGUGUCAACACCAAAAUCGGAAAAUAAUGUAACCAGUGUGUCUUCAAUAGAAUAUUUAAACACCGAUUCUCUAGACUCAAGAUUUGAAAACUCUGAUUCCAACUGUCUGAAUGACUCACAAGAUGACAAGGAUAUUGAUAAGACUGUUGUACCAAGUGAAUCUGUUCAGGUGAAAGAAUCUGAUGAAACUGUUUCUCAAGCCAAGAUGACAGCGUUUGAAGAAUAUCUUUCAAUGUGUGAAAGGUUUUACUGUGGCAAAUCAUUGGAUGAUGAUAUAGCACAGGUCGUUUAUGAAACAGAUGUUAAAAAUACAGUCAAGCCAGAAAUUAAGAAAAAUUCACAUUCUCAAACAAAGAAAUAUAAAGAUUCAGACUCAUCAAGUAGUUCCAGUACAAAUGGUUUCAAUAACUCAGAAGAGCAAUUGAAUGAUUCAAAGGGAUGGAAGGAAAAACCACAAGAUGAUAGGAUUCUAAGUUUCAAUUGUUCAAGACUUGAUCUUAUAUAUAGAGUUUCAUUUAAUAUCCUCAAAAGUUCAUUAAGGCAACCAGAGGUAAUUGACCUCUGGGGACCAAAAGAAGUUGUUCUGUUCGAGUUAGGUCUUUUUAAAUAUGGCAAAGAGUUCCACGAAAUACAAAAGGACAUCCCAAACAAGUCAGUAAAGGAAAUUGUGGAUAUGUACUACCUGUGGAAAAAAUCUAAUCGAUAUAAACUUUGGAAGGCUAAUAGAUACUACUAA